AUGGAUCUAACGGAUGAAGAAAUUGCAAGACAAAUUUCCCAAAGUACUCUGUUGCAAACAUUAUUAUCAGUAAUGAAAGCAGAAUACACUGCUGAUACACAGGCGAUUGGCUGUUUUCCCGAAAAUCCAAGACGAUCGGAAAAUGAGAAUUACAUAGUUUUCAACGAAACGGAAGAUGAGAAUAGAGUUGGAAGUGUAUAUUGGUGUCACUGUGGGAACUGCAUACCUAUGAGAACAAAUAUCGAGUCUGUAUGCUGCAAAGAAAUAACAAAUGCUGAACCAUUAAUGGAUAACCUAAAUUGCAUAACCGAACAUGAAUUGUUUAAUAUUUUCUGUAACAGAGUAGAAAAAGUAACUGUAAACUUAAUAUCUUUUGUUUACACACAAAAAGAACCAUCCAAAAAGGAUAUGAACAGGUGUAGAAGGAAAACCGCCUACAGAUCAUUUACUGGGUGGAUACAUGGAUACCUUGGUGCUGGAAAUAGAAAACCUAUUCCUUCAUGUGCUGUCGCAAGUGUAAGAAGAUCUUUCCCAGAUCCAGAUUUACUAUACCUUGGCUUCAAACCACGAAGGGACCAUGCUGCAGAAUUUAUGGCUUUUGAAUAG
This is a messenger RNA of Bufo bufo (common toad), 606 nucleotides long. Its product is annotated as P2X purinoceptor 7-like. The transcript has 3 exons. NCBI's taxonomy places the organism in Eukaryota, Metazoa, Chordata, Amphibia, Anura, Bufonidae. The record is from RefSeq and is a predicted model, not a curated record. Bases 1 to 606 code for a protein of 201 amino acids.